GACCGUACCGUGAACACAAUACGGCUCGACGCCGCAACAGUCGUGUUUCUGCAGAGACAGGUACCCUUGACCAUCGACAGUGACCUUGGCAAAUGCCGAUAACCACUCCUGAAGAUGAGGGAUCUGCUACAAAUACGAACUUUACCUCUUCCUUCACCGUCGUCGCGAGCUCACACGGAACAUCACUCGAAGCUGAGACGAGGGCUUUCGAAGACUCAAUAGAGUCACUUAAUCACCAGCUUGAAAAAGAGAAUCGUAUCAGGGAAGGCGCUGAGAAAUUCCUCAAACUGCCACUACCUGAUGCCUUGCGAUCACAAGUAGAGUCAGAGCUGGACAUGGCAAUGAAUGAGAUCGAGUCGUUGACAAAGAAAAUCGAAUUAGAGUCAUUUCACGGAAAGCGAAGAAAGGUUGGCCGCACUAGUGCACCUACAACUAAUAAGCGCAAAUUUGCCGGCCAAUCUCCAACAGUGGGGAUAAGAGUCAGUGUGGACUCUGAUGACAGGCACGACAGAGAGAGGGAGGACUUCCGUACUGCCUUGCACCAUGCAAUUACGUGCAUCAAGUCAUUAUCAUCUCUCUCUCGACCAAUAACGUCUCCUCCCGCAUCAACCUCGCCUUCAUCAUCAAAUGGAAUCAUAGGAAUAAACGGACAGGAUGCUGAUCGAACCAGGAUAGAAAUUAUGAAUAGACUUGUUGGUAUAUUGCAGCGGAACUUGCGCGUUCGAUACGAGUUGCAUUUGUCAGAGCUUGUUCAAGCCAUCAUACCCUCGCUAUCCGAUCGAUGUUCCAUGCAUUGUCGAGCUGCGGCUUACCGGCUUUUACGCCACGCGUUAGUUGAUUCUGCAUCGGUGGAGCGAUUACAACAACAGCCGCUCGAAUGGUAUAUCGUAAAAUCUCUAGCACGCGACAACAAGCAUGCCAUCGAAAAAGAACAAGUCAUCAAACUCAUUCGCGCCAUCGUUGAAAUAGGCUCUGAGCGUUCUGAACGACGUGGUAUCACGGGUACAGGGAUGAUACCCCUUUCAGAACCGGUAAUGCGUGCUUUCAUUGCUGUUGCAGAGCACACAGAAGAUCCUUUCAGACCCAUCUGCGUCCAAACUCUCGCCGAAAUGGUCCUCAUUGACAUCGACCUUGUAGCUAGGACUGGGGGCAUACGGUUCCUUCUACAUGCCCUUGGUGAAGGGCCUAUUGAGAUGGGACCCAUACUUGCAGCCACCUUCUUACACAUCAUUGAUUCGCCUCGGACACGAGCAUAUUUACAUCUGGGUACUGAUUUAGAGAUUGCACUAUCCGCUGUGACGGAUGCCUAUGGUAAAGGCCCUGAUCAUGCUGAUCGCAUGAGAGGGUGCGCUAGGGUAAUACAGCUGAUGCUACGCACUUGGAGUGGUUUGAUGUAUUUUUGCAUGGAUGAUCAGCUUGCUAUCAAAUCCAUCGUGGAUACUCUUCGGAUACCGUCCCUUGAGACAAGGGAAAUCGUUCUUGACAUGUUUUUCGACUUGUUGAAUAUUAAAGCCCCAGAGUGGUACAAGACAUUCAUCGACGGUCGAAGGUUGACAAUGUAUCGUAAAGCUCGCGGACCUCCAAAUCCUUUGAACGAGUUGGGAGGAACACUUGAGCGCACUCAAGAAACAUUGAAACUCACUGAUCAAUAUAUCGCUCUUUUAGUGCUCGUAUUCACAAAUGCUGGUUUGUUAGAUGCGUUGACGUCCAUGUUGGAAGAAUGCACAACUGGAUCUAAUCUUUCGCGAAAGGCUACGCUGCUGAUGGCUGAGGUCAUGCAGAUGGCUAACAAGGUCCUUCCCCUGUCUAUGGCAGCCAGAAUACAGGCCGUUCCCAGAGUUUUUAACUUGGCCUCCGAAUAUAACAACGGAGAGCAUCGAAUUGUUGGAACUUCUGCAUUGCUCGCGAUUGAUAGUUUCAACCGUAAUCGUGCUAGGUUACAGCCCUCGAGUAUGAAGAAUUCCCGGCCAAGAGCGAAUUCUGCAGAAGAUGCAGUACGACGUGGGCAAAGACAGGUGGAACAAGUCAAGGUCAAAAUGGGCAUGCAGAUGGACGAUAAAACGUUCCAAUCCUCUUUGCUGGAAGCUCAGGUCACGCUGACGAAAGACCAUACAAAAUGGAAUUUUGAGAUGCUUCACGACCUCAUUGAGGGACCCCUACUGAACCCGAAACGCCUAGAAGAAGCUAUCAAGGCAUCCAGGUUUAUGCGUCGCCUGAUGUCAUUCUUCCAUCCUUUUUCUCAUCGGUUUUCGGACAUGCCAAGGAAACAGCCGAAUAUACGUUGGAUUCGCCUAGGAUGUUCCCUGCUAACAACACUUUUGGCAAUCCCAGACGGAAUCCGUUUCCUUGCCUCAGAAGAUGAUUUCUUGAAGCAGAUAGUCAAAAGUUUUGCACAGUUGGAUCCCUUUAAUGGUACUCCUGAAUCAGAUCCGAUUUUUUCCAAAACACGGAUAGCGGAAACUUUGACCUAUGGAUAUCUUGAGAUGCUUGGGGUAUUGAGCAAACAUCCUGAGGGUAUAGAACUUAUGGAAAAAGCGAAGAUAUUCACUGCCUUUUACCAUCUUAGUGAAUUACGCGGUCGCGAGGAUUUAAUUACAGGUAUCAUCACGAAUCUAGAUUAUAGCAUAAACGGUCACCCUCGAGUGGUGCUUUCGAAAGCGCUCACUUCAAGUGAUAUGCACAUCCGAUUGUUUGCUACAAAUCAUCUGGGGGAUCUGAUCCGUGGCUCUGUCAAACCAAACUCGUGGACUUUACGUCUACUUCUCACACAAUUGUAUGAUCCCGCCCCCGAGGUAUGCGAGAUGGCAAUACAUUUUCUAGAAGAAGCAUGUGAGGCGAUGGAAACAUUGCAACUGGUUGUGGAAAUGCAACCUAAUAUGGAUCAUUUGGGAGAAAUUGGACAUCCCUUACUACUCAAGUUUAUGUCCACUCCAAUGGGUUUCCGCUAUCUGCACGAGGUAGGGUACAUCGAUCGUGAGAUGGAGAUGUGGUUUCAUGAGCGCAAUGUGUAUUAUGUUGUGCAGGUCGAGAUAUUCCUCGCAAAAGUCUUCAGUUCUGAUCCGGCUGAAGAUGAGGAGGAUAUUUUGGCUUUUGAUGGCGUUGUCCCCCCACAUUUUUACGGGGAGAUGUCAAAGACGGAGCUUGGCUGUCAGAUCUUACAUGAGAAGGGACAUUUUAUUGAGUUCGCGCAGUUCAUAAAACAACAUGGCCUUGAAAGUGACGAUCCGGAGGUGAUAAUGAAAAUGAAGAGUAUCUUAUGGGCGGUUGGUAACGUCGGUGCCACAGAAGGAGGUCUGCCAUUCCUUGAAGAGGAAGAAAUAGUACCAUCUAUCUUGGAUAUCGCGGAGCACUCUCCUGUACCUUCUGUGCGAGGGACUUGUUUCUUUGUGCUUGGCUUGAUUUCGUCUACAUCCCAAGGGGCCGAGAUUCUCGAUGACUACCAUUGGGAAGCCACGCUAUCACCGCUGGGAAUUCCGACUGGUUUAUGUAUACCUGUAGAUCUAGAAAAGUUCAUAUCGAUACCUCUCUGGAACCCAGUAAACAUGAAAGUAGAUGACGAUUCUCGGCUAUUGCCUCCCACGGUGCAGACAGAGGUGGAAGUAAUCACAGCAGUCGAAAAUCUCAGUAAUACCGUUAUAGCUAACGCUGCUUCACGGUCGUUAGCCAGGAUGAAAUCUCGACCCGAGUACAAAUCUGUGUUUUCAUCUCCAGCAGUCUUUUUCCGUGCGCUUCAUAUAAUCUCCACACAACGAUAUAGGUUGCCAGUUCGAAGAUACAUCUUUGAUUUGUUCAAUAUUGAGCUCGACAAUGAUGUAGUGAACGCACUUGCAGACAGUGCGAUCUCUCUUCGUGCACCUCCUUCCUUUAAGCAGCCGGAAGCUCAGAAAAGUCGGGUGGUCAGCAUGUUUGGUGUAGGGCGUACACGUGGAUCAUCGGAAAGCGACGAGGAAGACGACGAGGACGACAUGAACGUAGGGGAUGAAAAGGAAUUCGUAGUAGAAAAGAAACCUGUGAUCACCCUGCGACCAGUCAGCAGGAUCAUAGGUUUCGACAGUUAAGGACUUCAGUGCUAGUAAGUACUCGAAAUGUGUUGAUUCUUAUCAUCACGGACAGACAACUUCUUCAUAUGUACCUAGUUUCAUCAUAUGUACAAUACUGACAUGUUUCAUUGUUCACCACUCGAUAUCCCUCACUUGUAAAUCUAUCAAAUCUUCUUUUACUAUAUCUUUGACAACUGUCGUAAAGACAGCUUCUUGUUCUUCUCAAUUGAUAUAUCGAUGCAUUGUUCUU
Messenger RNA from Serpula lacrymans var. lacrymans S7.9, 4290 nucleotides. RefSeq lists its product as uncharacterized. Gene Ontology annotation, biological process: TORC2 signaling. The coding region runs from base 93 to 4058 and encodes 1321 amino acids. The record is from RefSeq and is a predicted model, not a curated record. The transcript has 28 exons. Gene Ontology annotation, cellular component: TORC2 complex. NCBI's taxonomy places the organism in Eukaryota, Fungi, Basidiomycota, Agaricomycetes, Boletales, Serpulaceae.